Molecule: messenger RNA, 1923 nt
Organism: Paralichthys olivaceus (Japanese flounder)
Lineage: Eukaryota; Metazoa; Chordata; Actinopteri; Pleuronectiformes; Paralichthyidae
Source: RefSeq, a predicted model, not a curated record
AUUUUGACAGGGGAGCAUAAGUGGACACCGGCAGUGAACGCUUCCUGUUAGAAAACACGGACACAUGUUGUUUAGCUUCUCUGAGACAUUCUACAUUCUGUUUCGCCUCUGUCCGUCUCUUGUGACACACUCUGAGCUUUGAGGACACUCCACAGCGUCCUUGUCUGCCUCAAGCAGCUCACCACUGUUGGACCAUCACCCUCUCUGUGACCUCACUCCUCCUCCUCCUCUCCUCAGAAGGCUCCUGCAGCUCAGCCUCUGGAAUAAUGUCGCAAGCCACCAAACGCAAACACGUGGUCCAGGAGGUUCUGGGAGACUUUGUGACGCCCACAGAGAAGCAGCAGAUAGUGAAGAUCACUGGUAGCCGUGGUAACAACCUCCAUGAAACUGUCACGGCUCAGGGCGAGAUCUUCCUGGUGAGCAUGCCCACCAAGUUCCGCAAGAACAUCUGGAUCAAGAGAGGUGACUAUGUGAUAGUGGAUCCUAUCGAGGAAGGAGAGAAGGUGAAGGCAGAGAUCAGUUUCAUUCUCUACAAAGAUCACAUUCAGCAUCUGCAGAAACAGCAGCUCUGGCCCGAGGGUUUUAUGGAGGAGUCUUCAGCACAGGACAAGACAAACAAGCAGCAGGAGACGGCAGGAAAAGAGGAGGAAGAGGAGGUCAGUGACUCUGAAGACGAUGAGAGCGACCUGUUUGUGAACACCAACCGCUGUAACUACCAGUACAGUGAGAGCGAGGAGGAGGACAGUGAAGAAGAGGAGGAGGACAAAUAAGGAAGGACAGAAACUGGCUCACAGCAGAGGACGUGGACAGCUGAGAGUGAGAGCUGUGAAAAUCACGUGACAGUGUGACUGUGCUGUUAUCACUGACCAAUGCAGGGAUCCUCAGGCUGCAGCCGCUGUGGGAGACCCUGGGCUCACUGAGUGAACGUGAACUUACAGAGGAAGGACAAAACAAGUCGUGCUUGUUGUUAACAAUUAAGACAAGACCUCCAGUGGAGGUUUUGCUGUAUUACCAGUACAUUUUAUAUCCAGGUGAUGUAAAACAUUUUCAGGGUCCCUGCUAAGGUAAACGUUUGUAUCUGAUCAGUGUCCUGAUAAAAAUGAAUAGAAACUCAUACAUUUCACCUUCCAAAAUCCUUAUUGUUUGAAAUUAAUUUACAUUCCUGUAAUGUUUGAAGUAUUUGCUGACUUGAUUGAUGAGUAUGGAAGCUGCAAGGAUCAUUUUUGUAGUUGUUUUUGUCCUGAGAGGCAUAUAACAACCAGGCUUUUCAUGCAUGAGCUUAUUAAGGGUUGCAGUGGGGGCGGGAGCCAGUCACACCUGACAUGAGGAGAAAGGUGCGGGACUCCCAGGACAGGUUCGACUGUCAAUCACAGAACAAACACAGACAGACAACAUUCCCUCUCACAUUCACACUGAUGGACAAUUUUAAGAAUCACUAAAGGCAUUUUUGUUUUCUUCUUGGUGAUACUCUGUGCACUCUCAAGCCAAGGUACAUAUAUUAUGUGUGAUUUGUUUUUGUGUUUCUUUUAGCUAAACAUUUAUGUUAACUGGAAAAGAUUUUCUGCCAGGAAGGCGAACGACAGUCUUUGUAUGAAGUAGGUUGUGGUAGAUAAAUGAGACACACACACACAGGACAUUCAUCCCGGAGAUGAGUUUAAAUCUUGGUUGAUUUAUUAUUUUAAUUUCAGAUUUUUUACACCAGAAACAGAUUUCAGAAAGCCUUUGCCACUUUAAAUACAAUUCUACCCAAAAGAGUUGCAUCACUUUCUAAGUUUAGAGUGCAGAGAAAUUAAAAACUAACACGCUAAAUUCAAUCUAGACUGGGGUUCACUAAAAAUAAAUUUUCUAAAGAAACAAUCCUGACUCAAAAAACCUGCCUUUCACAGCUUUUCAGGUUUGGUGAGAAAUAAACAUAUUCUCCGU